Caenorhabditis remanei is the source of this 576-nucleotide messenger RNA. RefSeq lists its product as uncharacterized. Bases 1 to 576 code for a protein of 191 amino acids. Lineage: Eukaryota; Metazoa; Nematoda; Chromadorea; Rhabditida; Rhabditidae. The record is from RefSeq and is a predicted model, not a curated record. The transcript has 4 exons.
AUGGAGUUUGUCCUUCUGACAGAAAUUUUAAUGGAAUCAAAUCCUCUUGAUGAGAUCAAAGCGGCUAUUGCGAAAUAUCCGGUAGAUCACGUUUUCCGAAAGAAAUGCGAAAUGGCGGUUGCGGUAAGAGAAGAAAGACCAUUUGAUGCUAUUCGAAUUGCGGUUGAGUUGAAUAGAGGAAAUGCGGUGGCUGGAUUUAUAGCGGAGCAGAUAGAAAGAGCAUUUCAGUCUCGAAGCAGUUUGAAGGACUCAGACCGCGCAUAUUUUCUACAAAAGCUCCAAAGGCAAGCUGGGGAAAGAAGCAGGAAUUUGAAGGACUCUGACCACGCCUACAUUCGAGAAGAGUACAGUAGAAAUAACAGAAAACUCACUAUUAAUCAAAAAAGGGAAAUCGCGGAGCAUCUUGGAAUACACGAGUCGAAGGUUCAUAAAUAUGUGAACAAUUUGAGGGAUAUAUCGCGGAAACAACAAAAGAGAAAAGAGCAAGCUGAGAAGGAAAAACGAAAAGAAAGGGAACGGUUCAAGGGAUCCUGUCAAAGUAUGAGCCCAUUGAAGAACAACUCCUCAGAACUUUAG